UGUUCCUUGAGAAUUUACCAGCAUUCAUUUUCUUUCAAAGUAAAACAUGUUGGCUAUCUUACUAGGCUUCAAGCUGCCCUACUAUUUCCUCGAAGUUUAAAGAUGCCUACUGCAAAAAUGUCAUGUUAGUGUGAUGACUGUCAAAGUACACUGGGUUCUCUUCUUUUGGCGCUGUUACUAUUCAAACCGUCUAUUUUUCCGGCGAACUCCUCGGCGAUAUCUAUCCCCGUCGAAAGCUAGUAGUAAAUUCACUCAGGGUCUCGUUCUCUUUCUUCUCUGGGAUUCGUAUUCUCUAUUUCUAGUGAGACAAACCCCCUAACCCCUGUUUUACGAUCAUUUUAAGUGAGGUAGUACGGAUUAUGAACUUCAGCGUAUGCCUCUCUGGGUUUUUUUUCUUUUAAAGCAAUUUAUUUGCAUUCUCAUUUGUAUUCUAUGUGAUGCUGGCUUGUAAAUUGUCAGUUUUUGGCCUUUUUCAAUUUGGAGUUGCUUACAAUUUCAUGCUUUUGUCUUCAACUCUAUCCACAUGGGUGCUUGAGUUUGAAGUUGGUGUGCUAACCAAUGUGAUGAUUAUUAUCUUAAUAAUAAAUAAUACUCCCUCCGUGAUAGAAAUUUUGGAUGGAAGAAUAUUACAUUCAUGGAUAAAAGUUAAGUUUAAUAGCUUCUCAAAGAAAAGUUAGUUUAAUAGGGAAAACAUAUUAUUAAACUUAAAUUUGAGUAGUUUAAGCCUGUAAGGGGUAUGAAUUCUUGAAAGUACGAACAUUAUUAAAUAAAGACGAUGUUAAACAUUUUGGGACUUUCCAAAAUGAAUAGAGGGACGCAAAUUAAGAUAGAGGGAGUAACUUUGUAUUAUCUGUGAACUUUAAUGGCAAUAUGUUACUCCAUUUGAAUUAAUUUACAAAUCAGUUCCCUUUACUGUUUAUAUCUAUUCAAAUUUGUAGGUCUAAAAAAUUUCCACUCAUUGAGAUAAGGAUGACUUCACACAACACAAUAGGUUACUCCUUUUGGGGUUGAUAUUUAUUCACCUUUUCUUUCUAGGGAGCUGAAGUUUGGAGAAAAGCAUGGGUUGCUUCUGUGUUCCACCUCCGCCUAUCUGUGACUUUUAAUAGCUUUGUUCAAAGCUUUCUCUUAAAUCGUUAAAACUCGUAUCUUCUUUUGUCUCUUUAAGUCUUUCUGGGCGUUGCCUGUGAACAGAUUGAGAAGGACCCAUGAUCACCAUCCAACUACGCGGCCAUUGUUUAUCUACUCACUUACAUCAUUUUCAUUCCCCAUCUUCUGGUCCUUUUUCUUCUCUCCGCGUCUCUCUUUCCUCUCUAUCUCAUGUGGUAACCAAAAAGUCCGCUCAAAAUGCAAACCGAGAAAAUCCGGUUCUCCUCAACUACCUAAUAAACACGUUGGACCUUCCAAAACCUAAAGCCCUGGCAGUAUCCAAUCGUUUUCCUUGGGUCAUUAGUGUUGAAAAACCUCAAUUGGCUGUACAUUUCUUCAAGUCCAUUGGAUUCACAGAUGCACAAAUCCAAUCCGCUGUUAGUAACGUCCCGCAAAUCCUCCUUGCUGAUGUUGAAAAGACACUGAAGCCGAAGAUCCAGUUAUUACAAGAAUUGGGUAUCACUGGUUCUGAUCUGGGUAGGCUUAUAUCCACAAAGGCGAUUAUAUUAACACGUAGCCUGGAGAAAAUACUAAAGCCUUCCAUUGAUGUUCUCAAUAAAGUCCUUAUAAACGGUAUUGAGAAUGGCGAUUGGUUACGGGUCCUACGAAGGUGCGAUUGGGUUAUUCAUAAAUCCCCUCACUUGAGACUGAUUCCUAAUAUUUCAUAUCUGGAGAGCGUUGGGAUUGUCGGGACUCAACUAUCAUCACUCUUGAAGAGGCAACCUCAUCUUUUUGUUGUGCCUGAAUCUGAGCUUAAAAAGCUUGUGUCUAGACUUAUGGAUAUUGGGUUUUCUACUGAUUCAAGAAUGUUAAUGCAUGGCCUUCAUACUCUUGGUUGUAUUAGUCAGGAGUCUUUUUCGAAGAAAAUGCUAUUGUUUCAGAGUACUGGUUUCUCCAAAAAUGAGUGCAUGGAAAUGUUUAGGAGGGCACCGGGUUUAUUCCGGACUUCAGAGGAGAAAAUAAGGCUCGGACUAGAGUUCUUCUUGGAAACAGCGAAGUUAAAGAAGUCAACUAUAGUACAGCAUCCUACACUUUUGAUGUUUAGCAUGGAGGAUAGAGUGAUUCCCAGAUAUCAAGUUUUCCAGCUGAUAAAGUCAAAAAAGCUUUUGGAGAAAGACCCAAGUUUUUAUUACGUGAUGUGUUUGACAGAGCGUCUGUUCUUGGAAAAGUAUGUAUCGAAGUUUACAGAAAAUGCAGAGGAAUUAUUGAUAGCCUACAAGGGCUAUCUUCUAGAUUUAGAAGAAGAGUAAGAACGUUUGCUUGAAAAUUUGCUGCCUGGUUUUUUCAUUUUUGAUCUUAUAGGCUUCAAAAGUGCGUGGCAAAGAUAGGGGCGUUGUUGUUGUUUUUUUUUUUUUUAAAAAAAAAAAAUCUAUUUGUAUUUCAUAAUUUUAAUUGUAUUGUUGCUUUGAUGAAAAUGAUGCCUGUGUUAUGUCAGAAGAGGCCAGGAACCAGAAAAUAAAGCUAUAGUUUUAGCACACUGAUCUAAGUUUCUCCCUUCUAG
Molecule: messenger RNA, 2647 nt
Organism: Lycium ferocissimum
Lineage: Eukaryota; Viridiplantae; Streptophyta; Magnoliopsida; Solanales; Solanaceae
Exons: 1
Coding region: 1206-2396 (396 amino acids)
Biological process (GO): regulation of DNA-templated transcription; chloroplast organization
Cellular component (GO): chloroplast
Molecular function (GO): double-stranded DNA binding
Source: RefSeq, a predicted model, not a curated record